GAGCGGGGGACUGAGGGAUCGCUCCAGACCGAGGAGGAAGCCGCGCUGGCUGGCGCGCAGGCCCAGAAGCGAGCAGGCAGCCGCUGCCGGCGACGCCCCAGAGCGGAAGAGGGAAGUGAGUCGCGCCGGGCAGGGCUCGCCGAGGCAGAGGCAGCGCCGAGGGGAGGCCAGCGUCGCGUCGCGAUCCGGGAUGUCGAAGAACACGGUGUCGUCGGCCCGCUUCCGGAAGGUGGACGUGGACGAGUACGAUGAGAACAAGUUCGUGGACGAGGAGGACGGCGGCGAUGGCCAGGCCGGGCCCGACGAGGGCGAGGUGGACUCGUGCCUGCGGCAAGGAAACAUGACAGCUGCUCUCCAGGCUGCCCUGAAAAAUCCCCCUAUCAACACAAAGAGUCAGGCAGUGAAGGACCGAGCAGGCAGCAUUGUCUUGAAGGUGCUCAUCUCUUUUAAAGCUAAUGACAUUGAAAAGGCUGUUCAGUCCCUGGACAAGAAUGGUGUGGACCUCCUAAUGAAGUAUAUUUAUAAAGGCUUUGAGAGCCCGUCCGACAAUAGCAGUGCUGUGUUACUCCAGUGGCAUGAAAAGGCACUUGCGGCUGGUGGAGUAGGAUCCAUCGUUCGUGUUUUGACUGCAAGAAAAACCGUGUAGUGUAGUCCAGCUGGAACUGGACAUCGUUCAUAGGAGUGGGAGUUGCUGGUACAAAGACCAAAACAACCAAAUGGCACCGCUGCCCUGUGGGUAGCCUCUGUUUCUCUCAGCUUUGCCUUCUUGCUUCCUUUUCCAUAUCUGUAAAGAGGAAAAUUAUGUAUCAGUUUCCUUUAAUGAAAAUUGAAGUAAUGUGGAGAAAUUUUUGUUUCAAAGGGGUUAUUUGAACCCCAUAUCAAUAAUAUGUAUGCCCUUCUGUAAUUUAUAUUCAAGUUUGAUUGUGCAAUUUCUAACUGUUGGCUGAUUUAAUGGUUUUACUUUAUUUUUAACCAAUUCUGAGAGAUCUGAUCAAAUUUGAGGCCAAUUUCCUAACUCAUUGCUCGUCGGGAAGUGAUCUUUAUUUUUAAAAACAAGAGACUGGCAGCUACUAACAUUGCAAAACUGGACCACACUUCCCUUAUUUAAGCAAAAUGUGUUUCCAGAGCAUGUAGUGGGUAAGCCCCACUACCAAUUUCCAGCUUUAUUUCUGCUCACCUCCAGAUGAUGCUAUGAGUGUAAGUGUCUUACGUCCUGUUAGCAUCCAGUUAUCAUGGCCUCUCAAUCUCUUUGUGGUGACCCAGGGUCCAGAGCAAGGAGUCUUGCUCUAUAUAAAUGUAUUUACAAAAUGUAAAAACCUCUUUGGCACAAACAUCACGUUUUUCUUCUGAUAAUAAGGCUGUCUGGGUGAAACUAUUCCUGGUCAGAGAAAGGACAUUGAAACUGAUAAAAUUCAAACUCCAGCAGCCUCUGAAUGAAAUACUUUGAUCAGAAGUAAGGUAGCUGCCUUAGACAUUUUCACAAGUAUUCACUGUAACAUUUCGUAUGCCCAAUGAUGUCUUCAGUGUUCUUCAGGUAACAGGGAUCUCAGAAAAUUUGGUUCUGAUCCAAAUACACACCUGUGUUUCAGCUCAGUGUUUUUUAAGCAAGAAAAAUUCCACACAGUAAAAGAAAAAAAGUGUUUACUUUGUUGGACAAACCAAAUCGGUUCUCAAAAAAUGACCGGUGCUUGUAAAAAGUUAUUACAAAGUAGUUCUGAAACCAACCACCUGAAUGCACGUGGCUGAGAGAAUCAGCCUGGUGAGGCUUUACCUAAGACACCAGUUCCAGAGUCACUGACUGCGGGGAGAACCAGUGCAGAAAUUCUAUAAACUGCUGUUUUUGAUACCUGCUUUUUUGUUUUGUUCUGUUUUGUAAAAUUAUGAUAAACUUCAGAAAAUAAAAUGUCAGUGUUGAAUAA
This is a messenger RNA of Psammomys obesus (fat sand rat), 1919 nucleotides long. It is a transcript of the gene Arpc5, whose product is annotated as actin related protein 2/3 complex subunit 5. The transcript is spliced from 4 exons. Bases 191 to 646 code for a protein of 151 amino acids. The record is from RefSeq and is a predicted model, not a curated record. Gene Ontology annotation, biological process: Arp2/3 complex-mediated actin nucleation; regulation of actin filament polymerization; cell migration. Gene Ontology annotation, molecular function: actin filament binding. NCBI's taxonomy places the organism in Eukaryota, Metazoa, Chordata, Mammalia, Rodentia, Muridae. Gene Ontology annotation, cellular component: Arp2/3 protein complex; actin cytoskeleton; cytoplasm.